GUGACCUUCACUUAAGCUGCGGUUUAAUAGUCACGCGAACACGAAAGGGCGAUCUGAGAAUCAAACGUUGGACUUAACGCAGCCAGUGAUGGCGCAAUCAAACCCUCCCCUUGAUUCGCAGCACACAAAAGGUCGAUUUGCUAAUAAGGUGUGUAUCAUAACUGGUGGAGCAUCGGGGAUCGGGAGAGCCACUGUGAACCGAUUUGCCAACGAUGGAGCUUCAGUAGCCGCGUUUGAUGUCAACGAACCUGCUGGUAAACAUUUGCAGGAUGAACUUACGGCCGCUGGAUACGAUGCCAAGUUUUAUAAAGUGAAUGUAGCAGAUAAAGAGCAGUGUGUAGAAGGAGUGAAGAAAGUCGCGGAACAAUACGAAGGAAAAAUUCAUUUUCUGGUGAACAACGCAGGCGUUGCCCCGACUCGUAGUGGUCUGGAUUCUUCAAAAGAGGACUGGGAGAGAAUUUUGGGAAUAAAUGUCAUUGGCUAUUCCAACAUGGUGCAAGCCUGUUUUCCAUUUAUGACUGAAGCAGAGGCCUGGGACUGUGCUGUGGUGAACAUUAGUAGUGUCCAGUCCCACCGUGCUCAAGCUGUCGAUAUGGGCUGGACAUACGCGACAAGUAAAGGUGCUGUAACAGCAAUGAGCAGGAGGAUGGCUCUGGAUUUAUCCCCUCAUGGAAUCAGAGUAAACUCUAUUUCUCCCGGAUAUACCUGGACUGCAAUGGCAGAAUCAAUUGUGGGUGAGAGGAAGAACAUUGAGCCAACCGUUGCCAAGCUACAGAUGAACCGGCGGUUCUGUGAGCCUGCAGAGGUAGCAGCAACCAUUGCCUUCCUGUGCAGCAAAGAUGCUUCAGCUAUAACUGGUGCAGAUUUGGCGGUCGAUGGAGGAUAUUUAGCUCUAGGCCCUGAAGGACUUGGAGAGUAGCCGUCGAAUUCACGUAAAACUAAAUGGCCGCGGGAAUCCUUCGAAACGGACUGAAAAAUAAGAGAUUAGGGGUGUACAGGUCUUUGGUGGAUUAGAAACAAGAUUUAAAUUCUUGGGGCGGGGGAGACUCCCAUGUGAAAAGGUGGGGAUGCUUGUCGACUCGCUUAGGGGUGGAAAUCACGGAUUUCAAUCUCACUUAGGCUCCAUGGUCAAACGCCACUAUUUUAAGCCGUCAAGAUAUCUUUUUGAUUUCACUCGAAAAAGUAAUAAAAAGCGUUGUCAUGUGUUUCUUAAAGUCGUACCUUUUAGGAACCAAAUAAAACUGUAGCCAUACCAGAUGGGCUCCUUUAAAUUCAAAUUUUCCAACUAGCAUCCCCUCGCACAUGGAAGUCCCCCACUCCCGGAUUGAACUAUGAGUGGCUACACGUUAAUUAUUUGUUUCUAAUGAUGACGUACUGGCCUACGAUCUGGCUGUUCUCAUGUAAAGGUCGUUCGUAAGUCGUGCCGAUGGCCAACAAAGUCACCCGUGCUUGUAAACUGUGCCGCAAUAAAAUUUAAAAUAAGAUCAAUUAGUGGAAAGCAA
Molecule: messenger RNA, 1502 nt
Organism: Orbicella faveolata
Lineage: Eukaryota; Metazoa; Cnidaria; Anthozoa; Scleractinia; Merulinidae
Source: RefSeq, a predicted model, not a curated record